Glycine soja is the source of this 1119-nucleotide messenger RNA. Its product is annotated as ADP-ribosylation factor-like protein 5. Gene Ontology annotation, biological process: protein localization to Golgi membrane; vesicle-mediated transport; intracellular protein transport. The transcript has 2 exons. Gene Ontology annotation, cellular component: trans-Golgi network; cytoplasm. NCBI's taxonomy places the organism in Eukaryota, Viridiplantae, Streptophyta, Magnoliopsida, Fabales, Fabaceae. The coding region runs from base 354 to 905 and encodes 183 amino acids. Gene Ontology annotation, molecular function: GTPase activity; GTP binding. The record is from RefSeq and is a predicted model, not a curated record.
GUCAUUCUAAACUUCAAGACGCCGUUCCUUUCUUCCAUGGAUAUCCAAAUCAAAAUUGUAAAUUCGUUCCCAAAUUGGAAACUGGGGUUCCUUUCAAUUCAACGAUUCCAAUUCACACAGCAAACAACUCCGAUUCUCUUUACAACCUAAUUAGAAACAACGGUGCCAGGUUCGAUUGAAUCUUUCUUCACGCUUUUUGCUCAUUUUAUCAAUCCGCAAACUUGACAUUCUGAUCCAACGCAAGCUCGACGCUUUUUUGGCUGAAACUCAGGUUUUCAGAUACCCUUUUUGUUCCUGAUUAAUGGGUUUGGUCUGUGGAUUGUAUAGGUGAUUAAGUUAGAAGCAGAUAGAGGAUGGGGGCAAUGAUAUCUAGGUUCUGGUUUUUGUUAUUCCCUGCAAAGGAGUAUAAAAUUGUUGUAGUUGGGUUGGAUAAUGCGGGAAAGACCACAACCCUUUAUAAAUUGCACUUGGGUGAGGUUGUCACAACCAACCCUACUGUAGGAAGCAACGUGGAAGAGCUCGUCUACAAAAAUAUACGAUUUGAGGUCUGGGAUCUUGGCGGACAAGAAAGACUGAGGACAUCAUGGGCAACAUAUUACCGAGGAACGCAUGCUGUUAUUGCGGUGAUUGACAGCAGUGAUAGAGCCAGGAUCUCUAUCAUAAAGGAUGAACUUUUUAGGUUGCUGGGGCAUGAAGAUUUACAACAUUCUGUCAUUCUUGUCUUCGCUAAUAAACAAGAUAUCAAGGAUGCUAUGACUCCUGCUGAGAUCACUGAUGCACUAUCCCUUCACAGCAUCAAGGAUCAUGAUUGGCAUAUACAAGCUUGCUGUGCCCUAUCAGGAGAAGGGUUGUAUGAUGGUCUUGGAUGGAUUGCCCAGCGAGUAACUGGCAAAGCCCCAACAUGAUGUUGUGUUGCUGAAAACCUGGGAUGAGAUUCAUUUUUCAUGUAUUGAAUUUAUGUCAUAAGUGACACAUUCUAUGUAUCAUUUAUACUUAAAAGAGCCAAGCUAGAUUGUAGAUUCUUGCAGUUUCACUUUGUGUAAUCGAGCAGAUCAUUUACCAAAGAUCUAUAGACAUGCCUUAUUCCACACGCUUUGCAAUGAAAAAAAAUUAUAUAUA